Molecule: messenger RNA, 1809 nt
Organism: Schizophyllum commune H4-8
Lineage: Eukaryota; Fungi; Basidiomycota; Agaricomycetes; Agaricales; Schizophyllaceae
Exons: 6
Coding region: 39-1445 (468 amino acids)
Biological process (GO): peptidyl-histidine methylation, to form tele-methylhistidine
Molecular function (GO): protein-L-histidine N-tele-methyltransferase activity
Source: RefSeq, a predicted model, not a curated record
UUUUGACCAUCAUCAUCACCUUCGGCUUUCCGUUCAGAAUGUUCAAGUUCAACUUUGAUAUCGAGGAGGCUGACACCGAAGCCCUGAAUAAUCUGUCUUUGGACGAAAAGCCCAAUGCCGAUCAGAAGGACCAACCCGCUCCGCCGGAGCAGGCAGCUCUUGCGGCGUAUAGAUCGCACACUGUCGCACGAUUGUUGUUAGAUAAACUACCCGAGGUCAUCUCCUAUACGCCGACGGACAUCCCGCUUGCCUCUGGUCGGCGUCUCACCCUUGCGCGGCGUGAUCUCUUCGAUGCGCGCUAUCAGUUAAUUGCGGAGGCCGACGUUGCCCUACCGAAUGAAGUCCCUACCGGGGAGGACUCUGCGGCAAGUGGGACGCCUUCAGAUCCCACGCGUACACCCGCGUUUUUGGACGCGCCUUCGGACCUGGUACCCGGAUUAUACGAAGGCGGAUUGAAGACAUGGGAAUGCAGCCUGGACCUCGUCGACUACCUCGAUGGUCUGCAAGCGGGUGAGGGAACCAGCUCCGACGCGACCGCGAUCAGCGCCUGGGCAGGCAAGAGAGUUCUAGAGAUCGGUUGUGGGACAGCGAUCCCUUCACUCUAUCUGCUGCACGAAAUCUUCCAGGACGAACGUAGGCCAUCGGAGGCACCUCAUACGAAGAUUACGCUUCAGGACUACAACGCAUCUGUACUGGAGCUGAUUACCUUACCAAAUCUGCUCAUCGCCUGGUACUUAUCACCCGCAUCCGCGGCGUAUCGCGUCUCCCCAGACUUUUCUGCUUCGCAGGAAGUUCCUGAAACAACCACGGAAGAUUCUGUAGCUAAGAACGCCGACAAGGGUCUCUCGUCGAUCACUGAGGAUGAGGAGGCGGCCGAGUCGGAACUCCCCGUUUCGCCACCACCCGCGGACGCAUCCAUCGCGACUAAGCCGGACCCAACAAUCCCUGGCGAUAUCCACAUUACACCAACGCUCAAAGCAGCCUUUCUAAGCGCCCUCUCCGAGCGCAACAUCGAGAUCGAGCUGGUGUCCGGGAGCUGGGAGAACAUUCUGCGCGAGCGAUUCCAAGACUCCACCCUCGACUCGACAUACGACAUGGUCCUGACAUCGGAGACGAUCUAUCGCACGGAGUCGCUGGACGCGCUCAUUGGCAUCAUGCGAGCGGCAUGCCCCGCUGGUGCGCAGGCGACGAGCGCAGGAUCCCAAUCGGCGGAGGCCGGAUCGUCUGAAGCUGCCGCUGGUUCGUCAUCGGGUCCUGCCCGCGACAUCUCGCAGGGUUGUAAGCCGCUGUGUCUGGUCGCAGCAAAAGUGCUGUACUUCGGCGUCGGAGGCGGGGUGCCGGAUUUCGUGCGCGCCGUGGAGGAUGGCGGUCUUGGGCGCGUCGAGACGGUGCUGGAGCGCACGAAGGGAGUGGGGAGGAAGGUGCUGCGCGUGGACUGGAAGUAGGGCGGCUUGAUGCUACGGUGCACGACGCCGUCGAAGAAACUAUGAAAAGAAGUGUGGCGUUCACUGUGAUUCUUGACAAAUGUAUCCUCUCGUUUCGAACCACGCGCAUCCGACUGACGAUCAGGCUACGCAUUGUAGGAGGCGCCCUUGGGUAGUGACUAACGCAUACAUUUAGGUGACUAGCAGAAUACGUAGGAAAAAUAAAGGACAGGCAUAGUACAAUAAAUAAUCCAGACGGUGAGUAGCUGAUAAGGUAUUAAUAGGUAGACGUGAGGACAGAACGGAAUCCAGAAGACGAGAGAGAUGUGCAUAGAGGAUUGGAUACAGAUGCAAGGAGAUCGUGAAGCGGUCGUGUCGAGGGAAG